CAAUGGUAUAAGCGAUCAAUUACGCAUGCGCAUAUGGAUAUAUUUUCGCCAUAUUUGAAAAUUGGAGGAGGCGAACUUUGAAUACAUGCACAGUUUGUAAAGAAAACUGCCAAAAUGAGUGGAAAUCAGGGGAUGGAACAACUCAUCCCCAUAGUCAAUAGACUGCAGGAUGCGUUUGCUACGCUUGGGGUAUCGUUGGCGUUGGAUUUGCCCCAAAUAGCCGUCGUUGGAAGCCAAAGUGCUGGCAAAAGUUCUGUCCUGGAAAACUUCGUCGGCAGAGAUUUUCUUCCCAGAGGUAGCGGAAUUGUAACCCGAAGACCCCUUGUACUACAGCUCAUCAAUGCUAAUGUGGAAUAUGCUGAGUUUCUGCAUCAAAAGGGAAAGAAAUUCACUGAUUUUAACAUGGUACGCAAGGAAAUUGAAGAAGAAACUGAUCGUGUUACAGGGGCCAACAAGGGCAUCUCUUCAGUACCUAUCAAUCUUAGAGUCUAUUCACCACAUGUGUUGAAUCUUACAUUGGUGGAUCUGCCAGGUAUGACAAAAGUCCCAGUAGGUGACCAGCCUGCAGAUAUUGAAAUACAGAUCCGUGGAAUGCUUAUGGAAUUUAUAACUAAUGAAAAUUGCCUCAUUCUGGCUGUGUCCCCUGCAAAUACAGAUCUUGCGAAUUCUGAUGCACUGAAGAUUGCCAAAGAGGUCGACCCACAAGGAACCAGGACUAUAGGUGUAAUCACCAAGCUAGAUCUUAUGGAUGAUGGCACUGAUGCCAGAGACAUCUUAGAGAAUAGGUUAUUGCCACUUAGAAGAGGUUAUGUUGGGGUUGUGAACCGCAGUCAGAGGGACAUAGAGGGGCACAAAGAUAUCAAGCAGGCCCUUGGAGCAGAAAGGAAAUUCUUUUUAAGUCACCCGAGCUACAGACAUAUGGCCGACCGAAUGGGCACACCAUUUUUACAGCGUAAGCUUAAUGAACAAUUAACAAAUCAUAUACGAGACACAUUGCCAGCUUUACGGAACAAACUUCAGACCCAGUUACUUUCAAUGGAGAAAGAUGUAGAAGAAUUUAAGAAUUACAGACCAGAUGAUCCAACUAGGAAAACUAAAGCCAUGAUGCAAAUGAUAACGCAAUUUGGUGCAGAUUUUGAGAAGAAUAUAGAAGGUUCUGGGUCAGAAAUCAGCACAAUGGAAUUAUCAGGAGGAGCUAAGAUUAACAGAAUUUUCCAUGAACGUUUCCCAUUUGAGCUUGUUAAGAUGGAAUUUGAUGAAAAGGAAUUACGACGAGAAAUUACAUAUGCAAUAAAGAAUAUCCAUGGUAUCAGAACGGGCCUGUUUACCCCAGACAUGGCCUUUGAAACAAUAGUCAAGAAACAAAUCCAGAAAUGUAAAGAGCCCUGUCUUAAGUGUGUUGACCUGGUUGUUGCCCAGCUUACCCAGGUUGUGCACAAUUGUACACAGAAGAUGUCACGCUACCCCCGUCUACGGGAAGACACAGAACGUAUUGUGAACACACGUAUCAGAGAGUGCGAACAGAAGACUAAAGACCAGCUUGUUCUCAUGGUGGAUAUACAGCUGGCAUACAUGAAUACAAACCAUGAGGAUUUCAUUGGAUUUGCAAAUGCCCAACAAAAGACAGAAACUUCUAACAGAAAGAAAAUUGGCAACCAGGUUAUUCGUAAAGGCUGGCUCGCAAUACACAAUGUUAGCCUCUUGAAAGGGGGCUCCCGUGAAUUCUGGUUUGUUUUGACCACUGAGGCAGUUAUAUGGUUUAAAGAUGAGGAGGAGAAAGAGAAGAAAUAUAUGCUCCCCCUAGACAACCUGAAGAUCCGAGACCUCGAGGCUGGAUUCAUGUCUCGACGUCACAUGUUUGCAUUGUUCAAUCCAGAACAGCGGAAUGUGUACAAGGACUACAAGCAGCUGGAGUUAUCAGCAGAGACCCAGGAUGACAUGGAUAGUUGGAAAGCUUCAUUCCUCAGGGCUGGUGUUUACCCAGAGAGAAAGUCCGAGGAUGACAAGAGAUCAGCUGAUGAUAGUGUUGGUUCAAUUGACCCUCAGCUUGAGCGCAGUGUAGAGACUAUUAGAAACUUAGUAGAUUCUUACAUGAGAAUCAUCAACAAGACAACUAGAGAUUUAACACCAAAAUCCAUUAUGCAUAUGAUGAUAAACUCAACCCAGUUGUUUAUCACAGAAGAAUUACUAGCUCACCUUUACUCAUCCGCUGACCAGGGCUCUCUGAUGGAGGAAUCUGCCGAGGAAUCUCUCCGUCGCGAGGAGCUUCUACGUAUGUACCAUGUCACCAAAGAGGCCCUAGGGAUCAUAUCAGAGGUCUCUAUGAAGACUGUCUCUACCCCAUUGCCCCCACCAGUCAAUGAUGAUUGGCUAAGCCCAUCCAACUCUGGAGGCAUGCCUGGUGGUGGCAUGUCAAAUGGACCUCCUUCACCAGGCCCCAUGAGACCCAUGCCAUCAAGACCUCAGGGUCGUUCUGCUCCAGCUCCCCCAGCUCCUGGCAGACCAGCCCCAAAUAUACCAGCAAGACCAGCUCCUACCAUACCAGGUCGCCCAGCUCCUAGCCCUGUAAACACAGAUAAUAGCUUUGGAGGGCUUCCACCCCCUCUAAUACCAUCGCGUCCCUAUUCACAGCAUUCAUAUCAGAGUGUACCUCCCAAGAUUCCUGGCAGGCCUUCAAUCCCAGCUCGCCCAUUAUGAUGUGCCACAAGUGUAUAUAGGCAUCUCUUAUAAACUGUAUAUAAAGAGGCCAAACCCUGGUGUUCCACCAAGGAUUCCUUCCAGACCCAACUAACCCCAUUCGGCAGUUCAGACACUUCCAGUCAGUUGGAAUUUUAGAUACAACCCUAUUGUACAGAACAGACUAAGGGAUCAACCAUUAUUAAUCAGAUGAUGAGACUAAAUGAGCAAUAUGUGUUAUGGAUGUUAGUCAGUAAUUUACAGUGGUGUACAAUCAUGGAUAUUAGGAGAAACAAUGUUGUUGUUGAAAUCUAACUAGCAUUUGGUUUUAUCAGCUAAUCUCAGACCAAAUAAUAUAUGAAAAUGGAGUUCUUGGAAUUGUAGACGAAAGUUGCAUUGAAAAGAAGAUACUACUGUACAGACACCCACCUUUUGCAUGGUGUGGAUAUUUAUAGGUAAAGUUUUUCACAUUAAGUGAAUUCAAUCAAAAGAUGCUGUAGUUUAUUGGGUAUGCAAUGUUUGAGGUAUGUGUGUGAUUAGCACAUCACAUCAAAAUAGUCUUAAUGGUUGUUAUGUUCUUGUAUCUCGUAAACUUUGUGUCUGUACUCACCUAGUUCUAUGCAAAUUAUUUUCACAGUUUUUCUACAUUCUUGUAAUGGUAUUAGUACUGGUCCAUAUUUUGUAGUAUGUUUGUAUCCAAUGAUACUCUUUUGUUAUUGAUGACAGUUAUGGUGAAACUAGUGGUAGUGCUAAAUAAUGUAGGCAUA
Molecule: messenger RNA, 3443 nt
Organism: Owenia fusiformis
Lineage: Eukaryota; Metazoa; Annelida; Polychaeta; Sabellida; Oweniidae
Source: the annotation of a GenBank genome assembly